AUGAACGACAUCAAACUGGCCCUGCUGGGAAGCCAGGGGGCUGGGAAAUCAGCUGUCCUUGUGCGGUUCCUGACCAGACGCUUCAUUGGCGAAUAUGCCUCAAAUGCCAACUCCCUGUAUCAUAAAAGGCUGUCCAUCGAUGGCAGGCAGCUGAAUCUGGAAGUUUUUGACCCCUGCUCUCAGAGCUCAGAGGCCAGGUGUAUACUGGAGGAGCCGGUGGACUGGGCAGACGGCUUUGUGGUGGUGUACAACAUAAGCGACCGCACUUCCUUCCUCAACGCCAAGAACAUCCUGCAGCAGAUUCGAGAGGCACGCAUGGAUAACUGCAAAGGGGAGAUAGGGGUUCCUGUCUGUCUGGUGGGUAACAAGCAGGACCUGUGUCACGCCCGGCAGGUGCGAGAGGACGAGGGCCGCUGCCUCGCACAGGAGAACCGCUGUCAAUUCCAGGAGGUGUCGGCAGCCGAGAGCUACCAGGACAUCGCCUGCCUCUUCACCCUGCUCAUCCGGCAGGUGAUGGACCACCUGAAAUAUCGUGCCGACCGACGCCGCUACAGCGGGUCUAAAUCUAUGGCCAAGCUCAUCAACAAUGUCUUUGGCAAGAGGAGAAAGUCAGUGUGAUGGUUCCAGAAAGGGACUGGAGGUUGUGUUUAUGGACCUUUAUUAAAGGGAACUGGCCAGGAGGUCACAGGCUGUGUUGAGCCUGUGUGUUCACACUGUGAGCAACAUGGAUGGUUAUGUGAAAGGAUGGCAUGGUGUCUCUAAGACUGCGACUACCAAAUGUACAGAAGAAAGUUGUUUUCAUAGUUUUGCUGCUUUUAGCUUUGACUUUCAUGUUUGAUUGCUUUGAGGGGUUAUUUUGCAAAAG
Messenger RNA from Scomber japonicus (chub mackerel), 865 nucleotides. RefSeq names its product ras-related and estrogen-regulated growth inhibitor-like protein. Lineage: Eukaryota; Metazoa; Chordata; Actinopteri; Scombriformes; Scombridae. The record is from RefSeq and is a predicted model, not a curated record. The transcript has 5 exons. Gene Ontology annotation, molecular function: GTPase activity; GTP binding. The coding region runs from base 1 to 618 and encodes 205 amino acids.